AUGACUACCAAGAGAUCGCGCGGCGCCUUCGAGGCCGAUCUUCAAGCCGCGCAGUCUCCUUACGUUUUCUAUGGCACACCACUUCCUCCUCUCGACCCCGGUACGCGCGACGAUGGUUCCUACGUCCCCAUCUGGAAGCAAGAAGUCACUGAUGAACGAGGACGGAAGCGACUGCACGGCGCCUUUACCGGAGGUUUCAGCGCCGGGUAUUUCAACACGGUGGGCUCAAAGGAAGGAUGGACACCGUCGACUUUUGUAUCCUCUAGGCACAAUCGUGCAAAAAACGCAAAAGUCCAGAAGAUUGAAGACUUCAUGGAUGAAGAAGAUAUUCGCGAAGCCGAGGAAUCCAAACAGCUACAGACGUCCGAGGAUUUUGCUGGACUGGGCGCAACGCAAUCUCAGGCCAUAGGCAGGCGUGGUAUUAUCGAUAUUCUCAAAACUGAAGGUGAAACCAUGGGGGUCAAACUAUUAAAAAAGAUGGGUUGGAGAGAAGGGCAGGGCAUUGGACCCAAAGUGAGGCGAACAGCCAAUCUCGACGAUAGCAGCACCUUAGCUCAAGAUGAUACUCAUCAACCUGAAACUCAUUUAUUCGCCCCUUCAGACUCGCCGAUGGUUACAUUUGUGCGAAAAGUAGAUCAUUUUGGUCUUGGCUUUCAGAGGGAAGAACGACUUGACUCCGACUUGCGCUUAAAGGAUGAUCAGGCUCAUCAGGAGAACUACGAAGAUGAAACUAGUGAUUCAUUUUUUGGCGGGCGGCUAGCGACGCAGAAGCCGAAACAAAGUAAGCCGGUUCCACGUAGAGGAGGAUUUGGAGUGGGCAUUUUGAACGAUACUGGCUCCGACGACGAAGAUCCGUAUUCGAUGGGACCCCGAAUAUCCUACAAUCGUACCAUAGGAGGCGAUAAAAAGAGAAAAAAGAAAAUCAAAGGUCCUGAAGAAGGGAAGACGGUGGGAAGGGCAGCUAAUCCACUUCUAAGCAACAAACCCGUUUUUAUCUCCAAGAAAACAUCCCUAGCUGGGUUUCGCAAGUGUCACGACGGACGUCUACCACUUGACGGCUUCGUUCUCGCAGACGCCAUUUCUGGCUUGUCACUUUCUGCCGGCAGAAAUUAUGCACCACCAGAUAUACCUCCAGGUUGGAAGUCAUCUAAGGUUCCUGUAGCGCAAAGAGACUCGUCCAAGUACAUGUCAACGGCGGACGCGGCUAAGGCGUCGAAUCUUGACCCAAAGUCUCGUGCCGAGCUGCUUGGCGAGGAACAGCUUCCAGGAAAAUCCAUAUUUGAUUGGAUGACCCCAGAGGCUCGUGAGAGGCUUGUCAAAGCCACUGGCAGGUCUGAUCUUCCACCGGCCUUGGGAGAAAAAGCCCCUAAAGGUUUCCAAACAUCGGAGGCUGAAAGGCGUAAAAAUCUCUGGGAUCUUGUGCCCAAGCUUGACAAGGCUGCUGCUGUCCAAGCUUUGCAAAGAGCAGUCGGUGGUUGGAUGCCUUACUCUGAGGAUGAAAACAAGAGAGCGCGCUAUCGCACGUUUCUAGAAGUAUCAGCUGGUUUGAAACAAGACCUUCCGGAUCGCCUGCCAGGAUCCACAACAGAUGACUGGGUAAGAGAGAUGCAAGAGUUUACUAGGGCAGCUGAAGUCUUUAAACCAAUAUCCGGUGUUAUGGCCUCGCGAUUCACUUCCGCACGCUCAACGCCGGCAGUGACUUCAAACCAGCCAGAUUCCUCUACCGCUGAUUCUCUACUAAGGCACCCGCCGGCUAAACCGGAAGACCCAGCAGAAGAGGCGGCGAAGAUUGGUAUGUUUGGUCCGUUGACUCGCAGCACAGUAUCGUUCUACCCGACUCGUUUACUCUGCAAGCGGUUCAAUAUCAAGCCUCCUGCACAUGUUCAGAUGGACCCUGGGGAUCAUCCUAUGGGAGGAGUAUCCAGUACAGGCGGAGUUCCUGCAAAGACGACACACUCAGCAGGAAGACUUGAGCUUAUAUCUCAAGAUACAAUGGAUCAACUUCUUCUGGAAUCUGGCCUGGCGAUGUCCGACAAACACUCACCUGCGGCAGAACAGAAACCAGUUGCUAUCGAGCCUGAACGGAAUGAGGCCUUGGAAGGCGAACGACCGGGCGAAGCUGUCUUCAAAGCUAUUUUUGGCAGUGACUCGGAAGAAGAUGAGGAUUAAAUAAUACUUAGGAUGAUAUUCAUGUAUAGUCGUAUUGUAGUUCUAUGCUACAUCUGAUUUCUUUGUCCAGACCGUACAUCCCCUAAGACAUCGAGUUGAUAAAAUGACAAGCUUUCUGAGAAAUAGUGGCUGACGUCUUGGCGGACAGUUUCGAGAUUGAGUAUGAAUAUAAAUGAAUUAUAGUAGAUG
Molecule: messenger RNA, 2358 nt
Organism: Talaromyces stipitatus ATCC 10500
Lineage: Eukaryota; Fungi; Ascomycota; Eurotiomycetes; Eurotiales; Trichocomaceae
Product: G-patch domain protein, putative
Exons: 2
Coding region: 1-2169 (722 amino acids)
Biological process (GO): mRNA processing
Cellular component (GO): nucleus
Molecular function (GO): RNA binding
Source: RefSeq, a predicted model, not a curated record